UUUGCUUUUUUCGUUGGACACGUCGAAGCGUGCUUACUUUUUGACAACCCCCCCGGGCUCUUUCGAUUCCAGCUUCUCAAGACAGCCGAGAACCCACCCGCAUCUGUCACUUUUCACCCUCAAGAACAUCUGCUCGGACGGCCCAGCGACUCUGGUUUUUGACACAAGUUGCUUCUUGUCUUUCGGUUCAUUACACACGGAUCCUCGGGCGGAGAUCACAUGGACUUCGCAUGGCAGAGUCCGCCACCCGGGUCUCAUCACAAUGUCCUUCGACACCCGACUUUUCCCUCCGAGCCCCCCGGGCUAUACGCAUCUUCAGAGACAGCCCGCGCCCAGAAAAAAGGAACGGUGUUUGCUUGUCAAUUUCCCGUCAGGGACUCGGCGCGGCACCGGCCCCACGGCUCAUCCCAUCCUGCCCGGUUCAGGGUGACACAACAUGGUGAAAAAGAGCCCGAGUUCCACGCGAAUACUUCAGACCCUAGAUCCCCGUACUUCGUUCAACGCCAGGCUCAGGCGUCGCUUUGGGAAUUGCAAGGCCCUUCCUUAUCACCGGUCAACCCCCUUUUGUCGGCCGCGAAGGCUCAGCUCUCGAUGAGCAGAUGUCAUCUUCCGUCUCCGAGUACAUGGCCGAGCCGCCGGCUGGCCAAGGUCGAUUCGACGCCGGGACGGUCACGAUAGAAGCCCUGGCUUUGGGCGGCACGCUGACCUCGCUUUCCAUCAUUUUCGUUUGCCUUCGGGCGUUUACGAGGCUAUCUCUGGUCAAGAGGUCUUUUGGUCCCGAUGACUAUCUCAUCGGUUUCUCACUGGUGUUGGCCGUGAUAUUCUAUUGCCUGUCGAUCAAACUAUGUGACCUCGGCGUGGGAGUUCACAUGUGGCAGGUCAAGCGUGCCGAUUACUCCCCCUCGUUUCUGAUGCACAGCUUGGUUGCCAUCGCCGUCUACUCCCUUAGCGUCACGACGGCGAAGCUUUCCCUGCUUGUCCUCUACCUGCGUCUUUCGCCAGACCGAUGGUUUAGACUUGUCACCAUGGCUCUCAUCGGCUUCGCGACAGCCUACGCCUUGGCGUAUCUGUUUCUUAUCGUGUUCGGCUGCAGACCGAUCCACGCAUCCUGGAUCCUUUCGGCGAGGGCCUCGGCAAAAUGUAUCGACAAGAACAAAAUCUACCUCGCCCUCAGCGGGACCAACAUCGUCAUGGACGUCGUUUGCUUGGUGCUCCCCCUCAACAUCAUCAUCCCUCUUCAGAUGGCCACGAGGCAGAAAUGCUCCCUGAUCCUUCUUUUCGCUACGGGCGGCUUCGUAUGUUUCUGUGCCAUCAGACGCACAAUUCUCCUCCCGCCGCUGUUUAAGAGCACGGAUUACACCUUCGACGUUAACAAGCAACUGAACUGGGCAUCGAUCGAGGUCAACGCCGGGGUCGUCUGCGCGUGUGUCCCGUCCCUCAAGCCGUUCUUCACGCGCUACCUGCCCAUGUUCGUCACCUCCCGCAUCACGGGCUCCAAGGACAAGAAGUCGAACCCGAACUACCAGACUUACCAGGCCAACAACCCCUACUCUACGACGAUCGAGAACAACAAGAGGCGCCGCAACGUCCAGUCCGAGGCCUACGAGCUGCAUUCCAACGACGACCUCUCCCUCUGCUCGAAAGACGGGCCAAAGAGCGGCGCGAACGAGGACGUUGCGAAGCUGUGGUGCGGCCACGCGUUUCGGAACGACUGCCAAGGCCAUCGCGAGACCAUUAUCGAGUCGAAGCGGAGGGACGAGGAUAGCAGCAGCAUGGACAGCGUUGGGGAGAUUCAGCCCGUGGCUGAGGGCGUUUCUCGCCCAAACCCGCCACAGCGGGUGGCAAGCCUGAGCAUCAGGGUCACGACAGAAACCAGGGUUGAGUACGAAAAGACAUGAGCUUCGCCCUUUGUUCCAACAAUUGUAGGAUGGACGUCAUGUUCCGGUGUUUUCUGGGUGGUAUUGUCUCGGCUUAGAUCAAUGAAAAU
This is a messenger RNA of Colletotrichum destructivum, 1987 nucleotides long. RefSeq lists its product as uncharacterized. Bases 600 to 1898 code for a protein of 432 amino acids. NCBI's taxonomy places the organism in Eukaryota, Fungi, Ascomycota, Sordariomycetes, Glomerellales, Glomerellaceae. The transcript has 5 exons. The record is from RefSeq and is a predicted model, not a curated record.